UUCUGUUGUAUGUAGAGCGUUUGCAUUGGGAUAACAAAAAAGAAAAAAAGUAGCUCAUAAUCCAUUGCUGAUUUUCUUUAACAAGUAAGUCAAUGAAAUAACAGCAAUGUGUUAAAGACACUAGCAGUUUGGCCUUUGGAAAGAGAGAUCUCUUUGCAUUCCAAUUAUUUUUUUAAAUUUUUAUAUUUCAAAACUAAUGCAGAAGAUUCCUGUAGACAACACAUGAGACUCUUUCAAUUAUCCCAACACAAAGACAUUGCUUCAUUGAAGCUUAGGGAUACUUUCUUUCGAAUAAGUAGCUGUAAUCAUCUCUAUUGUAUUGAACACCGAAUAAAAAAAAAAAAAGGCCGUGACUUUUCGCGGCUACAUUCAAUGUCCGCUCCUUUGGACUGAAGGUACCCAUCCACUCCAGAAACCUUAGAAUACUCCUUCUUAAUCGAUAAUAUGGCUGUCGGCAAGAACAAGCGUCUUUCAAAAGGAAAGAAGGGUUUGAAGAAGAAGGUCGUUGACCCCUUCACCCGUAAGGACUGGUACGAUAUCAAGGCUCCCUCUAUGUUUGACGUCCGUCAAGUUGGUAAGACUCUCGUCAACCGUACUCAAGGUCUCCGUAACGCCAACGACUCCCUCCAAGGUCGUGUCGUUGAAAUGUCUCUUGGUGAUCUCUCCAAGGACGAAUCUCGCUCUUUCCGUAAGAUCCAAUUGAAGGUUGACGAAAUCCAAGGUAAGAACUGUCUCACCAACUUCUACCGCAUGGACAUGACCACCGACAAGCUCCGUUCUAUGGUCAAGAAGUGGCAAUCUUUGGUUGAAGCUUUCGUUGAUGUCAAGACCACUGACGGUUACCUCGUCCGUCUCUUUGCCAUCUCUUUCACUGCUCGUCGUCGUAACCAAAUCAAGAAGACCACCUAUGCUACUUCUGCUCAAAUUCGUCAAAUCCGUAAGAAGAUGUUCGAGAUCAUGACUGAAGAAGCCUCUGCUUGUGACUUGAAGGAAUUGGUUGCUAAGGUCACCUCCUCUGCUUCUCAAUCCGCUCAAGAUGCCAUUGCUGUCCGCAUCGAAAAGGCCUGUCAAGGUAUCUACCCUCUUCAAAACACUUACACUCGUAAGGUCAAGAUCCUCAAGGCUCCCAAGUUCGAUGUCUCUGCUCUCUUGGCUCUUCACGGUGGUGCCGCUGCUGCUGGUGAUGACACUGGUGCCAAGGCCUCCAAGGAAUUUGUUGAACCCACUCCUCAAGCUUCUGUCUAAAUAAUAAAUUUCUGUCAUAAACUAGAUUUCUUGUCGUAAAAAAAAAAAGCCA
Gilbertella persicaria is the source of this 1297-nucleotide messenger RNA. Its product is annotated as 40S ribosomal protein S1. Gene Ontology annotation, cellular component: ribosome; cytosol. The record is from RefSeq and is a predicted model, not a curated record. Gene Ontology annotation, biological process: translation. The transcript has 4 exons. The coding region runs from base 445 to 1245 and encodes 266 amino acids. Lineage: Eukaryota; Fungi; Mucoromycota; Mucoromycetes; Mucorales; Choanephoraceae. Gene Ontology annotation, molecular function: structural constituent of ribosome.